UCCACGCCCAUGGCAGUGGCUUGCAGUAGGCUAGGCAUGCCUGCAUGGUCUGUGCUCGGAGAUCCAGGAAGGUCGGCGGACAGAAGAGAAGGGGGAGCGCGCACAUCAUGUUCCUAAAUCCCAUCGCUUGAAAGCAGACCACAACUCCAGCUCUCAUCUAAAAAGAAGGCAUCAUGAUUCCUGUGAUGGAAUUCCGGCAGUUCUCUGAACAGCAGCCAGCGUUCAGAGUCCUGAAGCCGUGGUGGGAUGUGUUCACCGACUACCUGUCUGUAGUCAUGCUCAUGAUUGGUGUCUUCGGAUGCACUCUUCAGGUAAUGCAAGAUAAGAUCAUAUGCCUUCCUCAGAGAGAGUCUUCAGGGAACACAAGUGAAGUGGAAGUGAAGUCACUGUUACACCUGCAGUCCAAUAUUUCAGCCGUACCAAGAGAAAUGACAGGCCUGAAAACCCAGCUGGAUUUUCAACAGUACCUUUUCAUCAAUCAGAUGUGUUAUGAGAAAGCUCUGCAUUGGUAUGCCAAGUUCUUUCCUUAUUUGGUUCUUAUACACACUCUUAUUUUCAUGGUGUGCAGCAACUUCUGGUUCAAAUUCCCUGGCUCGAGCUCUAAAAUAGAGCAUUUCAUCUCCAUGCUCAGCAAGUGCUUCGACUCUCCCUGGACCACACGAGCUUUGUCGGAGGUGUCUGGAGAAAAUCCUGAAGAAAAGGAUAAAAAGAGUGACACUUCUAGGUCCAACAUUGCUUUGUCUCCCGGAGAAGGAAGUUUGGAGAAGACACAGUCCCUCCGGUCUAUCCCAGAAAAGAUUGUAGCUGACAAACCAUCAGCAAGUGCUCUUGAUAAAAAAGAGGGUGAACAAGCUAAAGCUCUAUUUGAAAAGGUGAAGAAAUUCCGUUUGCACGUUGAGGAAGGAGACAUUCUCUAUCUGAUGUACGUCCGGCAGACAGUAUUCAAGGUGUUUAAAUUCCUCCUGAUCAUUGCCUAUAAUAGUUCUCUCGUGAAUAAAGUGCGAAAUAGAGUGAGUUGCCAAGUUGAGAUCCAGGACAUGACAGGCUACCGUAACUUUCAAUGCAACCACACUAUGGCUCAUCUGUUUUCUAAGCUUUCUUACUGUUACCUGUGUUUAGUGGCUGUCUAUGGAUUAACAAGCCUCUACACCUCUUACUGGCUGUUUUACCGCUCACUCAAAGAAUACUCCUUUGAGUAUGUGCGCCAGGAAACCGGCAUCAAUGACAUCCCAGACGUCAAAAACGACUUUGCUUUCAUGCUACACAUGAUUGAUCAGUAUGACCCGCUGUAUUCUAAACGAUUUGCAGUUUUUCUAUCCGAGGUCAGUGAGAACAAACUGAAACAGCUCAACCUCAACAAUGAUUGGACCGCGGAUAAAUUGCGUCAGAGACUCCAGACUAACAGCAACAACAGACUUGAACUUCAGCUGUUCAUGCUCCCUGGGUUACCCGACACUGUCUUUGAGUUGACAGAGCUGCAGUCACUCAAGCUGGAGAUCAUCAACAAUGCCACCAUCCCUGGCUCAAUCUCUCAGCUGGAAGACCUUCAGGAGCUGUCUCUUUACCAAUGCUCUUUAAAGUCGCAAACAACAGCUACCUCCUUCCUCAAAGAGAACCUGAAAGUGCUUCGUGUGAAAUUCGAUGAUAACAGGGAACUUCCAAACUGGAUGUAUGUCCUGCGCAACUUAGAGGAGCUCUAUCUCACUGGGUCUCUAAGCCCUGAUGCCUCCAAAAAUAUAGCUCUUGAGUCACUGCGGGAGAUGAAGGGUUUGAAAUUGCUCUAUCUUAAGAGCAAUUUGACCAAGAUACCUCAGUCUAUAGUGGAUGUCUCCAGCCAUCUGCAGCGGCUGUAUUUACACAAUGAUGGCACUAAGCUCGUAAUGCUCAACAACCUGAAAAAGAUGACCAACCUGAUCGAGCUGGAGCUAGUGCAUUGUGAUCUGGAACGCAUCCCACAUGCAAUCUUCAGCCUAACCAAUCUGCAAGAGCUUGACCUGAAAGAGAAUAACCUUCGCUCAAUAGAGGAGAUCAUCAGCUUCCAACAUCUUCGAAAACUCACUUGCCUUAAACUUUGGCACAAUGGUAUCAUGUACAUCCCAGAGCAUAUCAAGAAGCUUGGCAGCCUAGAGCGCCUCUACUUCAGUCACAACAAGAUUGAGAUAUUGCCUUCGCACCUGUUCUUGUGCAACAAGCUGCGCUACCUGGACGUGUCCAACAAUGACAUCCGAUUCAUCCCCCCAGAAAUUGGAGUUCUUCAGAGUCUACAGUAUUUCUCUGUCACCUGUAACAAAAUCGAAAAUCUACCAGAUGAGCUCUUCUUUUGCAAGAAGCUCAAAACACUAAAGCUUGGCAAAAACUCGUUGUCCUCACUGUCGCCAAAGAUUUCCUACCUAGCUCAACUGACGUACUUGGACCUCAAAGGCAACCACUUUGAGCUUCUGCCCCAAGAGCUCGGUUGCUGUCGUGCAUUGAAGCACAGUGGCCUUAUAGUGGAAGACACACUGUUUCAAACAUUGCCUCCUGAUGUCAGGGACCAGAUGAAGGCUGAGUGAGAUGCCUUUUUGUAGCCACAGUGCCUGCUGUUUGUUCAGUUUAACAAUUCAGAGCAUUUGUUUUGUAUGAACUCAUUACCAUACUUACGUAUUACACUACUGUUAAAAAAGUUAUGUUUCCUUGAUGGAAGGGAAAAUUACUUAUUCAUAUAUUGUAACAUAAGCCUCUUUCACACAGAGAUACCGCAAAUUUGCCGUUUUCACUUUUUCAUACUGAACCAAACAACGCCGGCGUAACACAGCCUUAAGGUGCAACGAAAUGUGAUAAUGUAAUCAUUUGCACCGUGAUUAUAUAUAUCUUUUAGUUUACUUAAAAAAAAAAAUGCUAAACUUGAUUACAAGGUAGUUCAGCAUUUGUUCCCUUCCUUUAAGGUUUUACACUGCAGGUUAUAUGCUGCUUACAACUCAAAACAGCAUCAGAUAGAACCAAAAUGAUGUGUUUUUAAAAUGAAAGUUUUAUUUGCGGGAGUUAUCUCACAGGAACCUCAGAGAUUUUGUGUUGACUGAAUUAAACUGAAUUACACACAAAGCAUGUAAAUAUUGCAUCAAGUAGCAGCGUGAAAUCCUUUUUCUAAAAUAGCACAUUUUACUGUAAGACAUAAGAGUAUACCUGUUUUUGUCUGGGUUUAAGCUGUUAUAGCGGUUUUCACCUGGUAUUAAAAUCCUUCCUGAGUGAGUCGAUCACAAGUACAAAGCUCUAGGUACACAUGUUUACACCUGGCAGUAGUAUGCGUCUCCAAGCGGCUACCCUUUUACAGGCUACAGUGGGGCACAGAGCUCCGGACAGCCGGGGCAUAAGAGCAGGCAGCACCGUGGGAAAAAAACCCUGACACAUCACUGACAGUAUGACAAUAAAGUGGUUUCAGUGACAUGAGAAAUACUUUGAAUGAGUACGUAGUUCCGCUCACAGUUGAGUCGACGGUCCUUAAUGUGGCCCAGGACACAUAUGCAUACACACUACUAAAAGAAUGUGGUCAUACAUGGCCCAAUUUACUUCCGAAUGUGGUGUAAUGGCGUUUUUCCAUAACAUGGUACCUGCUCGACUCGCCUCGACUCUACUUGCCUUUUUUGGAUUUCCAUAAUGAAAGAAAGUACCUGGUACCUGCCAACAGGUACUUUCUUUUUAGUAUCACCUCUGUCGAGGUUCCAAGCGAGCUGAGGAGAUACCAAAAGGUGACGUCAAAAGCUGCAGACUACUGAUUGGUCAGAGAGAAUCGUCACUAGCAGAGCUGGUACCAGCAGUGGGUAAGCACCAUAUGUGAUUGGAUCAUUCACACCUGCACUUGUCAACAUGUGAUCAGAUCACUCAGAUUACAUUUUAAUACCAGCAGAAAACGGGGCUUUAAAAAAUCUGUGCGUGUCCUUGCUGCUAUAGAAAUUAACGCAGUGGUAAAGGGAUGGAGAUGGGUGAUUCUUUAAUGGCCCAUCUGCGAUGACAAAAGAAUACAGACGCUCUUGGGCGUCAGACCCUAAAAAGUUAAGCGGUGCUAUUGUUAAAGGCGCAACAUUCCUGUAUUUAACAGGCUGUGUGAAAGGGGCUUUAAAGUGUGGCUGUAACAGGAGUGCUUGUUCUGUUAUUCACUUUUGACAUAUUAUCCAGCCACAAAUCCUUCUUAAAGGUCCAAUGAAAUGCUGCUUUUUGGAUGCUUUUAGAUAGGCCUUAGUGGUCCCAUAAUACUGUA
This is a messenger RNA of Perca flavescens (yellow perch), 4234 nucleotides long. RefSeq names its product leucine rich repeat containing 8 VRAC subunit C (gene lrrc8c). The record is from RefSeq and is a predicted model, not a curated record. The transcript is spliced from 3 exons. NCBI's taxonomy places the organism in Eukaryota, Metazoa, Chordata, Actinopteri, Perciformes, Percidae. The coding region runs from base 174 to 2552 and encodes 792 amino acids. Gene Ontology annotation, molecular function: protein binding. Gene Ontology annotation, cellular component: cytoplasm.